This is a messenger RNA of Aegilops tauschii subsp. strangulata, 7721 nucleotides long. The record is from RefSeq and is a predicted model, not a curated record. Lineage: Eukaryota; Viridiplantae; Streptophyta; Magnoliopsida; Poales; Poaceae.
AUCUAAGAAGGUUCUCAAUUUCCAGAUCGUGCUUUGGAACAUAAGAAUUUUCACAGUAAUUGUUCAUUUUUUGCAGGAAAAGAUUGCCAAAUAAUGGAAGAAAUAGACGCCCUGCAUAAAACAUAGAGAUCUACAUAUAUACACUGGCUGUUCUUUAGAGUGUUUGAUUGACUACUUUGGGCGACCCGCAUACUUGUGGACCACGGAAGCCAUCUAACGCGGUCCUCCUUUCCAUCUACAGUAAUACAAGGUACCAUAAAAAAGCACACAGUGCAUGCUAGCAUUUGGGCCAAUGCGCUUUGUUUUUUAUGCGGGUAGAAUUGGAUUCAACUCUCUUGGCAACGUUGCUCGUGGAAACAAGAUAAUUCUGGACGAACACAUGUCAACUAUAGAGAGAGGGUAUCACGAAGAAUGCCCAUAGAAAGUGGGAAGUGUUUGUGCGGCAGGUUUUUCUUCAGCUAGGCAUUGCUUCAUAGAAACCACUAGUUGUAUCAUGAAUAGAUACACUGUUGUAACUGGCGCUGUAUAGGAGUACUCAUUUCAGGGAGUCCUCAGAUCUGUCAUUCCGACGUUCGCUCAAUAUCCAGGUCCUAAAUUAGUAGGGUGGCUUGAAGAACUUGUCCAUUGGUGCGAGCCCAGCAUCUUGCCGCAUCCACUAUUCUGCUGAGAACUUGGGCACAGCUGCAUCUUGUUCCUGUGUUACUAGUAAAGAUCUUUCCAUUCCUCUAUUUCCAAAGCAUCCAGAUGACUAGGGGGCUGGUGGCCUUCCAAGUUCUUCGCUGUGGACGUGGCGACGCACCUUCAGUUGUCACUGGAGUCAGUGCGAAACGAAGGCACACCGAAACCGAAACGAAGGCACACCAAAAGUGCGAAAGGCAAGUGCUGGUGCUGGAGAAUAAAAGGGGAGAAGCAGGUAACCUAACCCACCAUUUCACUGAACUUUCUUUGGUUUUGACGUGCUAAACUAACAGCAGGCCUAUCACAAUGAGAGGGUAGUUUCUCUGAGGCUACAUGCUAUUGCAAGUGCAAGGGACUAACACAAACAGGGUUGUUUCUUCUAUUCACUGACUAUUGGCCCGCGUACCACUAACUGCUGAGAGAUAUCUAUGUCAGCAUGUUUGUUGGCGAGUAAUUCUAUAACAUGAAUGGGCCUGUCAGCUGUGUAUAUUUUGGCGGUACAGCCUACGCUACUUGCACAUAAUUCAUAGAUUAAUUAGGCCACUUGCACAUGUUUUAUUGAUUAAUGAGCUAUCAAGAGUGGUUACAGUUUAGUUUUUCAAGGAGUCCAACUCAGCGUUAACUUAAUUAUACAGGAUUAGAUCUGGGGUUAUCUUCCUGGCCUGCUACUUUUGGAGACUUCUGCGUCUCAUUUGCAAUAGCAUCUCCGCCAACCUUGCAUCCGCCCUCCUUCAUUUGCAAUAGCAUCUCCGCGAACCUUUCAUCCGCCUUCCUUCAUUUGCAUUAGCAUCUCUGGGAACCUUGCAUCCGCCUUCCUCACUGUGCCGCUGCAACAACUCUGCUUCUGAGGUUGAUCAUCCGUGUAAGCUUCAAGACCAUUCCUUUGAUAUUUUCACAUGCCUUCUUUUUCUUGGAAAAGGAAGCCUUUUAUUGAAUCUCUUGGAGAAGUAUCUAGGCGAUGUUUUCACUUGUUACUUUUGCAUCUAGAAAUACUACUGUCCACACAAAAGAUGGAAAAAAAGAUCUUAUAAUGAGCUAUCAAGAGUGUUACAGUUUAGUUUUUCAGAGAGUCCAACUAUCAGCUGAACUUAAUUAUACAGGAUCAGACCUGGGGUUAUCUUGCUAACCUGCUCUUUGGAGACUUCUGCGUCUCGUUUGCAAUAGCACAACACUAGCUCGAACCUGCAUCUCCGGCAACUUUGCAUCGCCUUCCUCGACACGCUGUGCUCUGACAACUCUGCUUCCAAGCUCCAACAUCCGUGUUUUUCAUCCACUGCUGCCUUCACCACCUGUUUGGCCCUCCAGAAGCACUUCUAUUGCUCAAUUUCAUUUCCUCAGAUCAAUCCAUUAUACCCAAAAAAACAAAAAGCAGUCCACUUCUAUUGCGCGUUAUUCAUUUCGUCAUAUAGAUCCAUUAUACCCAGAAAGAAAAAACAAAAAUCCAAAAGUAGGAACAAUUAUGUCCCGCCCUUGUACCCCUAAAUAAACACUUCAUCUCCUCCUGCAUCUCAUCAUCCAAGUUACCCCCACCCGAAGAAAAGGAAAAAAUCUGUUUCCGGAGUUCUUUUACCUGUUUCCAUCGUUUGGCAGUUAAAAUCUUCCAAAGUUUCCUCUAUUUCGUGUCCUUACACUACACCUAAGAUCUGUACAUUGUCAAAAUCAGCCCAAAAACAUCCCAAAAAAGCUGCAGCUCCAUGACGGCGGCGGUGCUGGCUGUCUUACAAAUGGUGGCAUCGCCGAUCCUGAAGAAGCUCCUCACUGGUACUCCGACGUACCUCGGGGUCGACAUGGCGAGUGAGCUCCAUGAACUGGAGACCACAAUAAUGCCACAGUUCGAGCUGAUGAUUGAAGCAGCUGACAAGAGCAACCACAGGGCUAAGCUGGACAAAUGGAUCCAAGACCUCAAACAAGCUUUCUUCAAGGCAGAAGACUUGUUGGAUGAUCAUGAGUACAGCCGCCUUGAGCGCAAAGCCAAGAGCGGGAAGGAUCCGUUGCUACCGCAUUCCUCCACCAGCAGCACUAUUCUAAAGCCUCUGCAUGCUGCAUCCAACCGGUUGUCCAAUCUGUCCUCCAACAACAGGAAGCUAAUUCGCCAGCUGAAUGAACUGAAGGCCAUUUUGGCGAAAGGCAAGGAGUUACGUGAUCUUCUUUGCUUAUCAGCUGGUAACACUGCAGAGGACCCUGUUGUACAAGCAGCCGUUGUUCCUCUGGCCACAUCAAUUCCACCUCCAAAAGUAAUAGGCCGUGACAAGGACCGCGACAAUAUAAUUGACCUUCUUACAAAACCGGUUGGUGUUGAGGCUGAUUCAGCUAUACAUUCGGGGUUGGCUAUUGUUGGAGCAGGAGGCAUGGGGAAAUCCACCUUGGCGCAGUAUGUUUACAAUGACGAGAGGAUACAAAAACAUUUUGAUGUCAGGAUGUGGGUGUGCAUCUCACGCAGACUUGAUGUCAAACGUCAUACACGGGAGAUUAUUGAAUCUGCGGUAAAGGGCGGAUACCCACAUGUUGAGAAUCUUGAUACUCUCCAAUGCAAAUUAAGGGACAUACUGCAAAACUCACAGAAAUUCCUGCUUGUCUUGGAUGAUGUCUGGUUUGGAAAAUCUGACGAGAUGGAAUGGGAGCAACUCCUGACUCCUUUAGUUUCUCAGCAGACUGGAAGCAAAGUUUUGAUAACUUCUCGUUCGAAUAUACUUCCAGCUUCUCUUUACUGCAAUAAGAUUGUUCCACUGGAGAACAUGGAAGAUGCCGAGUUCUUGGCACUCUUCCAAAACCAUACCUUUUCUGGAGCAGAAAUCAGAGAACAUAGUUUGCGUCAGAUGCUAGAAGUGAUUGCAGAGAAGCUUGCUACCAGAUUGGGACGAUCUCCUUUGGCAGCAAAAACUGUGGGUUUGCAGCUGAGCAGGAAAAAGGAUAUCGCAUCAUGGAAAGAUGCUCUAAAGAAGGACAACUUAAGUGAUCCCGCGAAAGCUCUGUCGUGGAGUUAUGAUAAGUUAGAUCCGCGUUUGCAGAGAUGUUUUCUAUAUUGCAGCUUAUAUCCAAAAGGCUAUCGAUAUGGCAUGAGGGAGUUGGUUCACCUGUGGAUGGCAGAGGGAUUUAUUGAUUCGUGCAACGAGAACAAAAGAGUGGAAGAUAUUGGAAAGGAUUGCUUCAGUGAGAUGGUCUCAGUUUCAUUCUUUCAACCAAUUGGCCAUGGAUUUCGUACAUACUAUGUUAUGCAUGAUCUUAUUCAUGAUUUGGCAGAGUCACUCUCUAAAGAGCACUGCUUCAGAUUAGAAGAUGAGAAGGUGGCAGACAUACCAUGCACUGUUCGACAUUUAUCUGUUCGUGUUGAGAGUAUGAUACAGCAUAAGCAAAGCAUUUGCAAGCUACAUCAUUUGCGUACUAUUAUCUGCAUUGACCCAGUUAAAGAUGAUGUAAGUGAUGUUUUUACUGAGAUAUUGCGGAAUUCCAAGUUGCGUGUACUAUAUCUGUCAUUAUACAACAGUAGCAAGUUGCCAGGAUCAAUUGAUGAGCUGAAGCAUCUUAGGUAUUUAAACAUCAUCAACACGUCAAUUUCUGAAUUGCCAAGAUCAUUAUGUACUCUUUACCACUUACAGUUCCUUAAGUUAAGUCUCGAAGUUAAGAGUUUGCCCGACAAACUCUGCAAUUUAAAUAAGCUGUGGUAUCUUGAAAGGCACGGGAGUUGGAUUAAUUAUCCAUACAACACUACUCUGCCUCAAGUCCCCAACAUAGGCAAGCUAACUUUGCUCCAACAACUUUAUAACUUCUCUGCAGAAAAGCAGAAGGGAUAUGAGUUGCGGCAGCUGAGGGGCAUGAACGAGCUUGGUGGCUGUUUAAAUGUUACAAAUCUUGAAAAUGUCACUGCAAAGGAUGAAGCUUUAGAGUCGAACCUACACCGGAAAAUUCAUCUUGAAAGUUUGCACCUAGGCUGGAGUUAUAUGGAUGACAUAAAUGUAGAGGACAAUUUACACUUGGAGAUUCUGGAAGGCUUGAUGCCACCGCCCCGACUUAGGGGCCUCACAAUCCAAGGUUACAGAUCGGCGAAAUAUCCAGGUUGGUUUCUUCAGGAUUCAUAUUUUGAGAAUCUGGAAACCUUUGAGCUUGCUAAUUGCACUGCGUUACAAGGCCUACCAACCAAUGCAGAACUAUUGGGGAAUUGCUGCUCACUUCACCUCAGGAAUGUGCCAAAACUAAAGACAUUACCUUGUCUUCCAGCAGGUCUUAAAGAGUUAUCAAUUUCCAAGUGUCCACUGCUUAUAUUUGUUUCCAGUGAUGAACCAGAACAACAUGAUCAGUUGGAGAACAUCAUGAAUAUAGACCAAUUGGCAUCAAACCUUCCUUUGAUAACGCAUGUGGGUCCAGUAUCAAAAACACGCGACAUAAUAGCAUCGGAAUUUUCAUCUCUAGAGCAGUUGAUGGCAUUGAUGGAUGUGGAUAUGUCACGUAUUGAAAACAUUAGAAGUGUUAUAGAGAGAGAGGAAUUUGUGAUAGAGGAUAGCAUCAAUGCAUGGAUAUGUUGCCACAAGGAGAGGAUGGGACUCAUUUAUGGAAGAAGCAUCAGGCUGCCUCUGGUUCCACCAUCAGAGCUUACCAAGCUUUAUCUUUCUUCAUGCAGUAUUACAGAUGGGGCAUUAGCUGUUUGCCUUAAUGGUCUCACUUCACUGAGAAGUUUGGCCCUAAUUAAGAUCAUGACUUUGACUACACUUCCAUCGCAAGAGGUCUUCCAACAUUUGACAAUGCUUGGUGACCUGGAAAUCAAGUCUUGUUGGUGUCUCAGGUCAUUAGGGGGCUUACGAGCUGCUACCUCCCUUUCAGAUGUUAGAUUGUAUUCCUGCCCUUCUCUAGACUUGGCACGUGGAGAUGAAAUGCCAUUAUCUGCUGAGGAGCUCAUUAUAUUCUACUGUGUGGUUGCAGCUAAUUUCUUCAGUAGUGGUCUGCAGCACCUGAGAUGGCUUAACAUGGUUGGCUGCAGAAGCCUUGCAUCCUUGUCAAUCGGUCAUUUGACCUCCCUUGCAAAAUUAGAACUAGUAGAUCUCCCGGAUCUGUGCUUUAUUGAAGGACUGUCUUCCCUGAAACUUCACCUUGUAAGUUUAAAGGAUGUUCCGAAGCUCAACGCGAAGUGCAUCUCACAGUUUCGGGUGCAGAACACACUCUUUGUUAGCAGCCCUUUGAUACUUAACCACAUGCUCUCGGCUAAAGGUUUUAUAGUUCCAGAAGUUCUCUUUCUUCGUAAUUGCAAAGAGCCAUCCGUUUCAUUUGAAGAAUCUGCAAACUUCUCAUCCCUGCGGCACCUGUAUUUAAAAGAAUGUGAAAUGGUGUCCUUGCCAGGAAAUCUCAAGUGCCUGACCAGUCUGACACGACUUGAUAUCCUCGAAUGUCCCAACAUAUCAUCUUUACCUGAUCUGCCAUCCUCCCUCCAACAUAUACGUGUUCGUGGUUGUGAGCGCUUGAAGGAGAGCUGCCAAGCACUUGGAGAAAGCUGGCCAAAGAUUGCGAGUAUCCGCUGCAAGGAAUUCAUAUGAAUUAUGAUUUCAGAUUCACACCUAUAAAUAAAUGCAAAGGCUCAGACUGCCAGAUCACAUGGACGUCCUCUGAUGUCCUCUCUGGCAGGCUUCAGCUCUCGCCGGCUCCCCGUGUCGCGCAACUGCAACUGGAACCGUGCACCUCUACCGCCGACCUCACCGGUAGGGCCUGGCGCCGCCGGCUCCAUUACAGCUCAAGCCAAGGACCAUUAGUCGUAUGCACAGCAGGAAGGCGAGAUGGGAUGCGGCCACCGGAGACCGCCGUGGUGAUCUCCUGCGACACAAGGACGGAGAAGCCACCGCCGGGAGGAGGACCACGAGUCCACGACCCUCAAAGGAGAGCAAGGAGCUUCCGUGGAGCGUCCGUUAAUGCAUUGGUCGGAUCAAUUUCAUGGACAUCUCAAAUGCUAGGCCUGUAUAUAUGGACUGAUUUAUUUUUAUUUUGAAAUAAUUAACUUCCUUUUGAAUUAGAUUUGGUGGAGACCAUAUGACCUUUACUUUUGAAGGCAAUCAUGCCACCGGUUUGCAAAUUAUAUUGUCAUGGAUUUUCCUAUAGAUCCAAGUCCAGUGGAGUCAUACACUAUUCCUGUUCAUAGCUGUCAUCAGAACUGAUGGCACUACGAAAGUACAGUGCUGGUGAUGGAGAAUAAAUCUUUCUUUUUUACAAAAAAUAGGAUCCCGCAGGCUCCCGGUUCCAUCGCAUCUAUGAAACCAGGGGUACAGGUCCAUAGUGCUCGGGGUAAUACGCAUACGAGAGUAGGCACCAGGCAGCGACCGAGAAGUACAAUCUUCUGAACUCUGAUACAGGCCAGCAAACGGCGAGCAAGAGAGCAAGCGACAAAAGAGUCCUAGCAGACUGCACCAAACACUCAAGCUGACAUCAGUGAUGGAUGGAACCAGCUGCUGCAGUUCACUAGGGUGCGACGCCGAUCUUCACCGGUGCCGUUCACCAGAAGCAUCAAAUCCAGGUGAUUCUAAGCGGCUCGCAUCGACAACGAUCCCCUGCUCGGAUCUGACACAAAGGCCAGUGCUGGCGACGGAGAAUAAAAUGGGAGCUGAGAUAUACUUUGAUAUCAGAAGACUUCUGGAGCGCUAAGUUCCACAAUUCUGUACAAUACUGUAGCCGGACUUCCGUAGUUUAUGCUGAAAGUCUGAUGUGAAGCAGCUCUGAAUCAUUUUAGGAGGUUCAGCAUAUCCACAGCUCACUGUCCAGCUUUUAACCCAUUGCCAGUCACAUCCUCAUGUGACCAAUACAAAUCUGAAUACACCUACUAACGGUUGCAAGCCCUCACAGUCACAGCAGACCUUAACUUCUCAUCAAGCUCUGGCAGUCAUCGUGGAUCUAUGUCGAAAAAAGUCACCAUGAAUCGCUUGAUUUUGUGGCCAUUCAAUCCUACCUUGAAUCACUUUUGUGGCCACCCAGGUGGGGUCUUGCUUAGGGUAAAUGAAAACACUGCCGAAAUCCGGUCGAUUUCCGAUGGUGAGUUUCACGUUAAAUCCCAUCAUCGGAACCAAGAGUUA